Hydatigera taeniaeformis is the source of this 2067-nucleotide messenger RNA. Lineage: Eukaryota; Metazoa; Platyhelminthes; Cestoda; Cyclophyllidea; Taeniidae. The record is from the annotation of a GenBank genome assembly.
GAUCUUUUAGAACCGUAUAAUCCAAAAACAUUCAUGCUCUACUUGAUGCAACUUACUGCUUACGUGGUUGCGACUGGAUGCCUCAGUUUUUCGGAUGAUAAAUUGGGAAUUAAAGAGCAUUCGUUUUACUCUGAAUGUGCGAGAUUCUGGACCUUGACUCUUGGUGGUAUCCCCCGAGUACCAGGAGGUAGUGUCGAAACUGUUGCCUUAUUCCUGGGUCAUCUAUGCUGCCAAACAAUUGAGGACUCGGAAUCGGAUGCUGGGAAAAUCUUACCAGCGACUGUGAUAGUCGCCACUGUUUUGAUUCGUUGCACUGACUUUUCAAGCACUGACUUUAACGACAUAGAAACUAGGGAGAGGGUUGCUAGCCUACUUUUCAGCCUCUACAAGUGCGUACUGCGAGCUGGUUCAAGGCGUUUCCAAGAGCUGCCGUCCCUCUUCGCUUUUGAGUGUUUAGCUACACUUGCGAAGGUGGGCUGUGUUACCAUUAACUUAUCUAAACUAGUUUCCUGCUUGCUCAUUGAAGCACUUAUUCAUCGAAUAUCUUUCUUGCAAACUGCUCUACUGCUUGAGGUUCAAGGUUUUCCUGAGCUUCUGCUUUUGGGAGAACCGGCUUGGACGACCUUGGCCCAAAAAAUAACGUAUCAUUGUCACUCGCAGGAACAGCUUACGAGGCUUGACUUCAUUGAGAAGCUUCCCCUAAACUACGAAUUUCUUUCGAUAAUUUGGUCUGUUUGGUUUCCAUUGCUUCGUGACCUUGAGCGUCAGAAUGUGGUUCGGCGGCUUAGUGAAACCUUCGAAAACGGCUGUGCGUCGCUUGAACACUCAAGAGCAUGUUGGAAUGGGGAAGUGUCUUCAAAGGAAUUUGAGAAAUCACCGCAGCCCAUUGGAGCCGAACGACUAGCGUUAUUUGUGGCAGAACAGUUCGUGAAGCUUCCAAUUAAGUUGGAGAUUCAAGUCUGUACUCUAUUUUUCGAAUCCGAUGCAUUUCGGAUAAACUUCCUUCGUAUGCUAACUCUUGUGGUACGCUUGGAAGGUUUAUUCUUCAAUCGUGCCUGCCUUAACCGAUUUGUUGAAAUAGUCGCCACCCUUCUGACUGAUUCAAGGUGUGAAGAUUCGGGAAAUCUCAUUGAUUUAUUAAAACUCCUUAACACCUGCCUCUUGAUGACAGGUGAAAUCGGUCUAAGUCAGGGUGAGUCUUCUCUUCUCCUCAGCUUCACUGAAUUCGAAUUUAUUUUAGUCACUCCUCACAUCAUUGAGCGGAUUGGUGCCACAAAAGCCUCCUGGAUGUACGCUGAGCGUUCGACUAUGAAAACUAUGAACUAUCUUCUCAUGGAAGAAGUUUGCGUGCUUGGCACUAUGCUUAUGUUUGGAGAAGGUCCCAGCGGUCUCUACACGAAAAUUACUCCAUUUAAAUCAAAGGGUGCAGAAGACGUUUAUUGUCCCAUAUUUGCUAUCCCUGACGUCCUCCUGCGUGCGAUCAAGGGCGAGGCACCAGCAAGAGUGUCACUCCGCGCCUGCUGUUCCGCAACUCUCUUGCUCCUAUACGCGCCCAAGGGCCUUCUGAUGGGACCUUGGCCAUCUUAUCAGGAAUCUCCAAACUGCAAGUUCUACUUCCAGUUGUUAAUAGCACUCUAUUCUAACCUGAUGGAUGCUACUCUGAACCCACUCCGGCUCAUCAUAUCGGCUCUGUUUGGGCGAACUCUGAGUCAAGGUAGUGAGGAGAUGGUUAAAGCGAACGCCCCCAAAGAGGGCCCCCUUUUUGGAGACUCCAUCUGGAAUAGUAUCAUCAUUGAACGUUUUCAGUUGGAGAACUUUGAUAAUGAAAAUUUCCCCUUCUCACCGUCCCUUUUGGCCUUCUUAGCCGAGGUAGUGAUGGUAUCGUUUAUGGCGCACUUUAAGCUCUCCAAGAACAAAGCCGUUACUUUUCUCACCAACGCGGCAAGGAAUUGCAUACGCCACAAACUUCAAACGGAGAAGUACUCAAUGAAAUCAACCAGUCUCCCCUCACUGGCAACUUACAGGCAAAUUUUGCUUCCAGAACUUCUGACAAAUUUUCAUAAAUGA